AUGUCAUCCGCUGGGCUGGGUGUUCGCUUCAACGUUCAUUGUCAUUUCAUUCGUCAAUUCGAGUCGAUUUUUGUGGUCGGAAACGCGGCCGAGCUGGGCGCCUGGAACCCGGACAAGGCGGUGGAGCUGGAAAAGGACAAAGUUGAAGGGUUGGUUUGAAGUUUUUUCGAGAUUUUUUGCAAGUUUAGAGUGAAGUUGAAGCCGGGGGACGGCUUUUUGGAAAUUAAAAAUUUGCACAGUGCAAAAGCGUAGGCUUUUUUGCACUAUAAAAUCGCACUGUGCAAAACCAUUGGCUUUUUUCCACUAGAAAACUGCACUGUGCAAAACCAUAGGCUUUUUUCAACUAUAAAAUCGCACGGUGCAAAGCCAUAGGCUUUUUUGCACUAUGAAAUUGCACAGUGAAAACUCUAAAUUCAAAUGUGAAAUCGCAGAUUUUUGUUUAAAAAUUAUUUUAAAAAAUUUUUUUUUCAAAAAUUCACAGGCUGAAAAAGGAACAACUUACUCGUUAUGACAUCCAUCUUCGCUACUUUGUGACUUAUCUUUUUCGGGGUGCUUUAAAUUUGCUUCAAAUUUUUGCACUGUGCAAUUUCAUAGUUCAAAAAAGCCUAGAAUUUUGCACUGUGCGAUUUUCUCGAAAAAAUUCCGCACAUUGCAAAAUUUUUUUUGGCCAAAAAAAUCUCAGAUUUUGAUGAAAUUUGGGCCAGAAUUAGUUUGCUAUUUUACCAGAAAUUUUUGACACGCUUAUUUUUCGGCACUUUCCAAGAUUUUUUCCGCCAAAAAAUCAAAAAAAAAUCUAAAAUUCUCCCUCAUUUUUCACUUUUUCCUCUAAAAAUUUCUUUCCAGACGCUGGUCAGCAACCGUAAAAUUGGUCUCAAGUCACAAGGAGCCGCUCAAGUUUCGGUAUUUCAUCGGAUAUUAUCUACAAUCCACUAAUGAUCCCGCGAGUAAAUUGCGAAUUGUCAGCCGAUGGGAGGCUCAAAGGGUCCCUCGAUCUCUUAUUCCACCGACUGGGAGUGAUGUUUUGGUGCAGAAUCACGAAUUUGGAACUUAUGGUAGGUCGAGGGGGCGAUGGAAAAGGUGUUUUUUGGCAAUGGAUACGUUUAGAUUACUUUGAGGGUUUUGGAUCAUUUUGGAUCACUUUUGAGGUUUUUGGAUCACCUUUGAGGUUUUUGGAUCAUUUUUGAGGCCUUUGGAUAACUUUGGAUCAUUUUUGAGGCCUUUGGAUAACUUUGGAUCACUUUUGAGCUUUUUGGAAAAAUUUGGAUCACUUUUGAGGUUUUUGGAUAACUUUGGUUCACUUUUGAGGUUUUUGGAUUACUUUGGAUCACUUUUGAGGUUUUUGGAUAACUUUAGAUCACUUUUGAGGUUUUUGGAUAAAUUUGGCUCACUUUUGAGGUUUUUGGAUAAAUUUGGCUCACUUUUGAGGUUUUUGGAUAACUUUGGACCACUUUUGAGGUUUUUGGAUAACUUUGGACCACUUUUGAGGUUUUUGGAUAACUUUGGAUCACUUUUGAGGUUUUUGGAUAACUUUGGCUCACUUUUGAGGUUUUUGGAUAACUUUGGAUCACUUUUGAGGUUUUUGGAUAACUUUAGAUCACUUUUGAGGUUUUUGGAUAACUGUGGAUCACUUUCGAGGUUUUUGGGUAACUUUGGAUCACCUUUGAGGUUUUUGGAUUCUUUUUGCGGUUUUGAAUACGAUAUUAUAACGAUUGACCAUUUUUAUCUUCUGUGUUCUUUUUUUUUAAUAGUGGAUCACGUUUGAGGUCCGUUGGAUACCUUUUCAUCACUUUUGAGUGUUUUGGAUACUUUUUGAGGUUUUUGAUUAGGUCAGAAGAAACUUUAACUCUUUUUAUCAUCUGUAUAUCUGUUUUGGAGCGUUUGAAAUGAUGCUUCACUUAGAGGUUUUUUGGAUACCUUUUGAUCACUUUUGAGGCUUUUUGCAGGAAUAUUUAUAGUAGAACGAAUGUCCAUGCACUUUAUUUUUUUCGUUUCAGACGGGAAAAAGCUGAUUUCGGAUGGAUGGCUGAACCACCAAUCCCAGACGGAAGUGCGCCUGUUCAUGUACGACAACUGCAUGACAUUCUACAAGGAUCGGCAUCAACAGCGCCAAUACCACAUCAAAAUCACGCCAUUCGACCUGCGGCGCAAAGAAGUGAGUUUUUUUUUUUUUUUUUUUGACUUACUCACUAAAACAAAUGGGACAAAAACCCCUCAAAUUUCAGGAGUAUAACCCCUAUAACAGAGCGCAGAAAGGCCGGGGCCUGUGGCGAAUGUCAUCGGUCUUCAUGCAAAGCGUAAUAAUGUUGUGUAGUCGUAGUUGUGUAGCCCGUAUUUUAGGAGGAAAUGGGGGGUUGACGAAAAUUUUUAGCCAAUUUUGCUUUCAGAUGGGCAGCUUUGACAUUGAUGAGCCGGAGGACAAGGACGCCAACGCCUUUCUGCCGGCGUUGCCGAGCUUCUCGCCCACGGAAUUGGCGGUAAGAAUGUGAAAUACGGCCUAAAAUACGGAUUUUGAAUUUUGGGAUUUUUUGAAUUUUUUUGAGCUAGAAUGGUCGGGAAAUGAUUUUAAUGUGAUUCUUAGGCUUUUUUAAUUGAUUUUUGACGAUUUUUUUAUAAAAUACGGCCUAAAAUACGGAUUUUGAAUUUUGCGAUUUUUCGAUUUUUUUUUUGAGCUAGAAUGGUCGGAAAUAAUUUAAAUGUGAUUCUUUACUUUUUUAAUUGAUUUUUUUAAUAAAAUACGCCCUAAAAUACGGAUUCUUAAAUAUUGAGAUUUUUUGGAUUUUUUGAGUUAGAAUAGUCGGAAAAUAUUUUUAAUGCUGUUUUUAACUCUUUUUACUUGACUUUUGACGAUUUUGUGUAAGAUACGAUCUAAAAUACGUAUUUUGAGAUUUGAGAUUUUUUUAAUUUUUAAAUUUUGGUUCGAUUUUGAAUGGUCGGAAAAUAUUUGUAAUGUGGUUUUUAGCCUUUUUUAUUUGAUUUCCGAUGAUUUUUUUGUAAAAUACGACAUAAAAUACGAUUUUUGAAUUUUGGGAUUUUUUGAAUUUUUUGAUUCAGAAUGGUCGGAAAAUAAUUUUAAUGUUAUUUUUAACCUUUUUUGUUUGAUUUCCGAUGAUUUUUUUAUAAAAUACGACGUAAAAUACGGCUUUUGAAUUUUGAGAUUUUUUGAAUUUUUGAUGUCAAAAAUUACAAUAUGGACUUGAAAACAUGCCCUGGGCCGUGUUUGUUUUCAUUUGCAUAAUUCUUGAGCUAAAUUCCCACAUAAAAUACGAUAUCACACUUGACAAGAUUCCAAAAAAAUUUUUUUUUUGUUUUAGGUCCUCUCAACUCACGACGCCGCUCCAACAUUUUCCGACCAAAAAUCGACCGGUCAACCCUAUCACAAUCCCUCCAGCAUCUUCAUCUAUCGCACGCAAUCCAUAGCGCCCGAUUUUUUGGUGAGUGCUUUGCACUGUGCAGUUCAUUUUUUUCGUUUCGCACCGUGCAUUUUGCUCGAAAAUUUGCACAGCGCAAACGGCUUUUUUGGUGGUUUGCACUGUGCGUGAGAUUGCACAGUGGCGAAAAGAGUGAAAUGCACUGUGCGUUCGCGACAAGCGUGGGAAAAAGCUGAAAAUGCACUGUGCGUUGGCGACAAGCGUGAGAAAAAGUUGAAAAUGCACAGUGCGUUCGCGACAAGCGUGUGAAACAGCUGAAAUUUGCACGGUGCAGGCAGCUUUUUUGGCGACUUGCACUGUGCGUGAGAUUGCACAGUGCAAUUUUGUUUUUAUUUUUUGCAUUUUGUCGCGGUCCGCACUGUGCACAAAAAACCUCCAUUUUGCACCGUGCAUUGCCUUGUUUUUUGUCGUUUGCACGGUGCGAAAAGAGAAAAGUGAAAAUGCACUGUGCGUUGGCGCUAAGCAUGGGAAAAGGCUCACAAUGCACUGUGCGAAAGAUUUUUUUGAUUUCGCACCGUGCAUUUUGCUCAAAAAUUUGCACAGUGCAAACGACUUUUUUUUGCUUGCACUGUGCGUUGGCGACAAGCAUGGGAAAAAGCUGGAAACGCACUGUGCAAACGUUUUUUUUUUGGUGGAUUGCAUUGUGAGUGAGGUUGCACAGUGCAAUUUUGUUUUUCUUUUUGAAAUUGUCGCGCUCCGCACAGUGCACAAAAAACAUCCAUUUUGCACCGUGCAUUGCCUUGUUUUAUGUCGUUUGCACGGUGCGAAAAGAGAAAUGUGAAAAUGCACAGUGCGCCGGCGACAAGCGUGGGAAAAGGUUCAAAAUGCACUGUGCGAAAGAGACCUUAGUCAUUGUGCAAAUUUGAGGGCAAAAAUUUAUAAAAAAUUUAAAAAAAAUGCAAAUUUUAGGCCUUUCGAGUGGAACUUUUCACCGAACAACGUCCCAAAAAGCCCUCCCAGCCCCCCACAAUCGACGAAGACCAGGUGUGCAACAGCGACGCGUUGGCGUCGAUUGGGAUCUCGAACGCGGCGCACAACGCCCUCCUCCAGGAGCACAGUUACGACGCGAAAAAGUCGGUGAAAAUUGAGCGCGUCGGCAUUGCGUACGUCAUGUUUUCGGCGCGAAUGGACACUUGCGGCCAGCAUCAGGUCCCAAUCUUGGCCAAAAACCAAAUGCCAAUCGGGCAGCUGAAAAGUGAGGCUUUCGUGGUGGGACCGAAAUUGCUUUUACUAAAAAUGUUUUUUUGCUUUUUUAUGAAAAAUUGCAAAUUUUAGUGGACUAUUUGCUGAUCAAAUCGCUGGGAUAUGACCUGAAGGUGCCCUUAACCAUGGAACAUUGUUAUACGAGGCAUUGGAAGAAGAGAAAAACGGUGGAAGUGGGCCACAGAGGCUUUGGCAAUUCGUAUACCAAGUAGGUUUGGGUGGAAAAAUCCUUACCCUGAAUGACUUAUAGAUGUUUUGGAUUUUUCAUUGUCAAAAAGCAUAUUUUUCAACAGUUUUCUCCAAAAAAUUAACAUUUUUCUAAUAAAAAUGAAAAAAUAGCAAAUUUUUAGUCAAAAAACCAAAUUUCAUAGUCUGAGAUGCUUUGUAAAACAAUAUGCAACAAAAACAGACUAUCUAAAAUACGAUUUGAAUUAAGAAAAUUACCAAAAAAACCCCAAAAAAACCACUAGGUCCCGGCGGGGGUCGAACCCGCAAUCUUCUGAUUAGAAGUCAGACGCGUUAUCCAUUACGCCACGGGACCACGGUAGGAGUCCCUCUUUUUCUCUUCUUCAAACAAAUCGUCGGGCAAAGGGAGAAGAGAGAAGCGCUUUUUUGUGACAAAAGGAAUAUUUUUUUGGAAAAAACGUCUGAAAAGUGAAUUUAUAUAAUGUUUUGGAGAUCGGAAAAUAUUCGUAGGCUGUUUUCAGGCCAUAAAAAUUAUGAAAAUCGUGUUUUUUGCACUGUGCAAAAUUGUAGGGUAAAAAAGCCUAUGAUCUCGCACUGUGCGAUUUCAUAGUGCAAAAAAGCCUAGAAUUUUGCACUGUGCAAAAUUUUAAAAUUAAUUUUUUUUUUGCACCGUGCAAAAUUAUGGUUGAAUUUAGCCUAUAAUUUUGCACUGUGCAAAAUUUUAGUUGACAAGGAAAGUACUUUUAUGGGGGCUCCUACUUUUUGACGGGACAUAUCUCAAAAAAUCAGAAAAAAUGUGCUGAUCAAGGAUAUAAAUCUUAGCUGCCCAUUUUAGGUUUUUAGGGGUGAAAAUGCCCAAAAACUGGCUUAAUUUCCCUACAAAAGGCGCAGGCAUUCGAAACGAUAAAAAGCGCACUCGGUCUCUUCCUUCGGAAGAGAGCGGUGUGGCCGAGUGGUUAGUGCCGCAGUCUGGGAUUCAAGAGGGGGAAUGCCGCACGGGUUCGAUUUCCCUUUUGGGCUGAAUCAACUUUUUUUGAAGUUGAAGGUCGGAAAAAUAAAUUUUUGGACCAAGACUGUCUUAUUACGUCUUAGAAACUCAACAAACACCAUUCUAAGCCAAAAUAAAAAUUGUAAACCCGUGAAAAAUUAAGCGAAAAGGGGUUCAUAUAGGACUUUAAGUCAACUUCCGAUUGAGUUUUCACCCCUAAAAACCUAAAAUGGGCAGCUAAGAUUUAUAUAUCCUUGAUCAGCACAUUUUUUCUGAUUUUUUGAGAUAUGUCCCGUCAAAAAGUAGGAGCCCCCAUAAAAGUACUUUCCUUGUGAAAAAAGCCUAUGAUAUUGCACCGUGCAAAAUUUUAGGGUAAAAAAGCCUAUGAUCUUGCACUGUGCGAUUUCAUAGUGCAAAAAAGCCUAUGAUUUUGCACCGUGCAAAAUUUUAGUUGAAUUUAGCCUACGUUUUUGCACGGUGCGAUUUCAUAGUGCAAAAAAGCCUAGAUUUUUGCACUGUGAAUUUUAAAAAAAAAUUUUUUUUAUUUCUUUUUAAUUAAAAAUUUUUUGUAGGACCUCCACAGUACGUGAAAACACAAUCCAUUCGCUGAGUCACGCCUCGAAAAAAGGCGCGGAUUACGUGGAAUUCGAUGUCCAGUUGACCAAGGACAAGAUUGCCAUCAUCUUCCACGACUUCCAUGUGCUCGUCGCGGUGGCGAAACGAUCCACAUGCUCGCCGGGCGCUAAUUUGUCGAAGGAAACGGAGGCGGCGGCGGUUGGAACGAGUGGGCCGCAAAGGCCAAGUUUAGGUCUCCAGAAUGCGAUGAGCGAUUAUCAUGAGAUUGCGGUCAAGGAUUUGAAAUUGCAACAACUCAGGCUGCUUCAUGUGAGUUUUGGAGGGAGAUGGGGGCAUUUUUGAAAAAAAAAAAAAUUUUGAUGUUUUUGGCAAAAAAAUCUCGGCGAUUGCCCAAAAUGGCAUGUUAAAAACUUCUAGUAAAAUUACGACCUAAUUUUUUACCCAAGUUUCAUCAAAAUCUAACAUUUAUUGGCCAAAAAAAUUUUGCACAGUGCACUGUGCGAAAAUCUAGGCUUUUUUGCACUAUAAACUUGCACUGUGCAAAAUUCCCUCAAAAUUUUUGUAAAAAUUGAUUUUAUUUAUGUCGGUUUGAGUUCAGAAAUAAACAUUUCCAUCUGUUUACUUCCACAGAUACCUCAAAAAACACGACUGCCAAUUCAAAAAUCGCAAAAAAACCACUAGGUCCCGGCGGGGGUCGAACCCGCAAUCUUCUGAUUAGAAGUCAGACGCGUUAUCCAUUACGCCACGGGACCACGGUUCAAUUUUGGCUUAUUUUUGAUCAGGGAAGUGGGGGAAUUGGUUGGUAUAGUAUAAAAGAGUAAUCAAAAAAAUUUUUUUUGAUUUUUUUAUUAGAAUUUUUUAAAUUAAAAAUUUUCUGGAAAAAAUUUUUUUUGAAAAAUGAAAAAAUUUUUUUUUAAAAAAAAGCAAAAAUUUUUUAGGUCGAGCACUAUCAGGCCCAGGAGAAUCGAAACAUGCUAAAAGUGACCGGAGACCCCGACGAAUCCGACGACCAUAGGCCAUUUCCCACUCUGGUGGACGUUUUGAAACGGGUACCCGUGGACACGGGCUUCAACGUCGAAAUCAAAUACCCCAUGGAGCUGGCGGACGGGGAACAUGAAUGCCGAAAUUAUUUCGAACGCAACGAGUUCAUCGACCGCAUCCUCAAGGACGUCAUUGAGAAUGCGGGAGCGCGGCGGAUUGUGUUCUCGAGUUUUGAACCGGAUAUUUGCUCAAUGUAAGCGAAAUGCUUGCACGGUGCAAAAUUCUAAGCUUUUUUUGACUAGAAAAUUGCACGGUGUGAAAAAAGAAUCGGUCGGAAAAAUUUUUUUUUUGAAUUAUUUUUUUGCACUGUGCAAAAAUGUAAGCUUUUUUCAACUAUGAAACUGCACAGUGCGAAAAUCUAGGCUUUUUUCAACUAGAAAACUGCACUGUGCAAGGUUAUUUAGAGCAGAGAAAUUUGCACGGUGCAAAAAUAUUUUUGAAUUAUUUUUUGCACGGUGCAAAAUCGUAAGCUUUUUUCAACUAGAAAACUGCACUGUGCAAAAUUCAAAAAUAAUUUUUCGAGCUAUUUUUAUGCAUUACGGAUAUUUUGAGUUUUUUUUUCACCAAAAUUUGCACAGUGCGGAAAAUUUUUUUGAAAUUUGAAAAAGUUCCGAAAAAUUUUUUGCACGGUGCAAAAUUGUAAGCUUUUUUCAACUAGAAAACUGCACAGUGCAAAGUUAUAGGUUUUUUUCUACUAUUAAACUGCACUGUGCAAAAAUCUAGGCUUUUUUAAACUAGAAAACUGCACAGUGCAAAGUUAUAGGCUUUUUUCUACUAUGAAACUGCACUGUGCAAAAAUCUAGGCUUUUUUUCAACUACAGUACUGCACUGUGCAAGAUUCGAAUUUUUCUUUUGAGCUAAUUUUUAUUCAUUACGGAUUUUUUAAGCCUUUUUCUUCAAAAGUUUUGCACAGUGCAAAAAAAAAUUUUUUUUUUUUGAAGCUUGAAAAAAUUCCGAACAUUUUUUUUGCACAGUGCAAAAUUCUAGGCUUUUUUCAACUGUGAAACUGCACUGUGCGAUUCAAGUAAAAUUUUGAAAAAAAAAUUUCAGUUUUUUUUUUUAAAUUUCGUCCCAUUUUAUCUUUACUUUCAUUUUCUUUCAGGAUUGCCCGAAAACAGUGCCUUUUCCCUUGUUUAUUCCUCUGCGUGGGCGCCACCAAGAGAUAUGUCCCGUUCACGGACAAAAGAUCGGCCGAUUCGAUUGUUGCCGCAAAUUUUGCCAAGUCCGAGAAGAUUCUGGGCUGCAAUUUCCAUUCCGAGGAGCUGUUGCACGACCGCAGACCGGUGGAAAGGGCCAAAAGAUUGGGCUUGGUCAGCUUUGUGUGGGGCGACGACUUGGAUUCCAAGAAGAAUAUUGACUAUUUUCGCCGUGAUCUGGCAGUGGAAGGGAUCAUAUACGACAAGUGAGUGAAUUUGAAUUUCAUUUUUUGUAGUUUGUAAUCAAUUUAUUACCAAAAAUUGAUGAUUUUUUGAUAAAAAAGGGGGAAAAGGCAGAAAAUGUAGUUUUUUGGUAAAAAUCAGCUGAUUUAUGGGUCCAAAAACUGAAAUAAAUUGUUCUAAAAAUGUUUAUGAUAGCAGAAUACCAUGUAUCUUACCAAAAAAUUACACAAGAAAAAAAAAUUUGCACAGUGCAAAACCAUAGGCUUUUUUGCACUACGAAAUUGCACUGUGCAAAAUUCUCUAAAAAAUUUUCUAAAAAUUAAUUUGACAAGGAAAGUACUUUUAUGGGGGCUCCUACUUUUUGACGGGACAUAUCUCAAAAAAUCAGAAAAAAUGUGCUGAUCAAGGAUAUAUAAAUCUUAGCUGCCCAUUUUAGGUUUUUAGGGGUGAAAAUGCCCAAAAACUGGCUUAAUUUCCCUACAAAAGGCGCAGGCAUUCCAAACGAUAAAAAGCGCAGUCGGUCUCUUCCUUCGGAAGAGAGCGGUGUGGCCGAGUGGCUAGUGCCGUAGUUUGGGAAUCAAGAAGGGGAACGCCGCACGGGUUCGAUUUCGCUUUUGGGCUGAAUCAACUUUUUUUGAAGAUGAAGGUCGGAAAAAUAAAUUUUUGUGCCAAGACUGAUUUAUUACGUCUUAGAAACUCAAUAAACAUCAUUUUAAGCCAAAAUAAAAAUUGUAAACCUGUGAAAAAUUAAGCGAAAAAGGGUUCAUAUAGGACUUUAAGUCAACUUCCGAUUGAGUUUUCACCCCUAAAAACCCAAAAUGGGCAGCUAGGAUUUAUAUAUCCUUGAUCAGCACAUUUUUUCUGAUUUUUUGAGAUAUGUCCCGUCAAAAAGUAGGAGCCCCCAUAAAAGUACUUUCCUUGUGAAAAAUAGGUCUCGGGAAAAAGUCUGGUUCCAAAUGAGUUUUUGGAUAUUUUACUAUCAAUAAUCGUAUUUUUCAACAGUUUUUUCCCCAAAAAAUCAAUUUUUUCCAAAUUUGAAAAAAAAAUCCCGAAAUUUUUGUCUAAAAACCAAAAUUUAUGGUCUUAACUGCUUUAUAGAACAACAUGAAGUUAAUAACGACGGCCUAAAAUACGACUCGAAUUAAAAAAUGGACAAAGGAAGUUCAGAAAAGCCACUAGGUCCCGGCGGGGGUCGAACCCGCAAUCUUCUGAUUAGAAGUCAGACGCGUUAUCCAUUACGCCACGGGACCACGGUUGCUGAAGGAUUUGUUUUUCUUUCGGUUUUGGCGGGAGCCUAACUACUAGGCUUUUUGUGACUUUUUUGGAAAAAAUUGGCAAAAAUCCAUCGAAAUUUGAGAUUUUUUUUGAAAUUUUUGAAAAAAAAUUUUUACUAGGGUAUUUUGACGGGUAAUUGAGAUAUUUUUGAGGUUUUUGAAUCGAUUUUUGGAGGGAAAAUUUUGAGAAAAAGCUAUUUUUUUUUAUUUUUUUUUUGAUUUUUUGAGCAAAAAAAAUAAAAAUCAAAAAAAAAUUUUUUCAGAAAAUAAAAAAAUUUUUCCAGAAAACAAUCUUUUUUUCAAAAAAAUUCAAUUUUUUUUUUCAGAAUUGGCGAGAUGGAAGAGCGCCAAAACGUGUUCAUGGUGGAAAGAGAACAGCGAAUCUCGCUGUUCCAAUCACCUUCGCCGUCGCGGCGAGGCUCUUUGGACAACCCUCAUCCCCAUAUAACGAAUUCGGGGCUGAGAAGCAUGUCGCAGGACAUGAACGGGCAAAUCGAUCCGGAGAUUCUGAAGAAAAAAUGGCCAAAAGCGAUGGUUGGAAGGUCGGAUUCAGCGGGUUCCCCUAGUUCCAAGUGA
Messenger RNA from Bursaphelenchus xylophilus (pine wood nematode), 10651 nucleotides. Lineage: Eukaryota; Metazoa; Nematoda; Chromadorea; Rhabditida; Aphelenchoididae. The record is from the annotation of a GenBank genome assembly.